Messenger RNA from Salvia hispanica, 4972 nucleotides. RefSeq names its product putative disease resistance protein At1g50180. The record is from RefSeq and is a predicted model, not a curated record. NCBI's taxonomy places the organism in Eukaryota, Viridiplantae, Streptophyta, Magnoliopsida, Lamiales, Lamiaceae. Gene Ontology annotation, molecular function: ADP binding. Gene Ontology annotation, biological process: defense response to other organism.
CAGAGCAAAAUAUUGGUGACAACACGGAAACAGAAGGUUGCAGAGAUUGGAUUGGCAGUGGAACAUGGGCUUUUACAUGUGGAUGCUGCUCUGGAACUACUCAAAAAUAAAGCAUUUCAGCAUGGAAACAUUCCAGACUUUGCAUUGGAAGAAAGAUUAAAGAAAAUUGGGAAUGAAAUGGUGCAUAAAUGUGGCUAUCUGCCUUUGGCGAUUUCUUUACUCGGUGGGCUCUUGAGAAAGAAAAAUUCGAUUAUUGAGUGGGAAUUAGUAAAUGAAUAUCAAAGAAGCCAUAUACAGUGAUGAAAAGCAGAUUGAUGGAGUGCUAAGCUUAAGCUAUGAAAGUCUGCCCUAUUAUUUGAAGCCCUGCUUUCUCUAUAUGAGUAUAUUCAACGAGGACCAAACCAUACAUGCUAUGCAUCUAUAUAGGAUGUGGAUAGCACAAGGCAUGAUUUCAUAUAAGAAUAUUGGAGACAAGGAGAAAACUUUAAUUGACAUUGCUGAGCUGUACUUAAGUGAGUUGGCCUCCAGGUCCAUCGUUCAAGUUGAAUUCCAGUUAGCUUAUGAUGUCGCCAAUAGAACUAGAAAAUAUCAUUCAUGCAAACUUCAUGAUGUAGUACGAGAACUAUGUUUGAAAUUGGGGAAAAUGGAGGAUUUUGGUGUACAGAGUUUGGAGUAUCAAGGUGGGAAACUUAGUACCUUACUACGGGAAGCUUCCUCACAUAUGAAAAUCCAACAUUUGGCUAUUCGUUUCAGAAGUGAAUUUGAGCAUGAGCUUACAGUCGCUUUUGGAGAAGAUACUAGCCAACAUAUAAGGUCUCUUCAAACAUCCAAUCUCAUAAAAUCGAAGAUUAUUGAGUUUCCUCCACAAAGUAUAGUUGAUUUUCAGAAAUUUAAAUUACUGAGAGAUCUAGUUAUCAUGAGAUUCAAAUUUGCUGGAGGAAAGUUACCGAGAGGAAUCACUAAUCUUGUUCACCUUAGAUGUUUGCGUUUAGAAGAAUGUGAACUUGAUAAGCUACCGUCAUCCAUUAGGAAUUUGGUAUACAUGGAUACGCUUGAUUUAAGAAGUUCAAUGAAUGUUGAAGUUCCAAAUUUUUUCAAGGAGAUGUUGCAAUUAAAGCACUUGAUUUUUCCAUUCUAUGGAAAUGAAAAGGUUGGAAAAUAUCAAGUAAGAUUGGAUGAGGGAUUUGAUGGAUUGGAGACUCUACUACACAUUGAUAGUAGAUAUCAUGAAUUUAAAUGUAUGGACAGAAUGAUGAAUCUCCAACGUUUUGCAGCAAGAAUACAUGAAAAAGAAAGCUUGUCAGCUAUCAUGUGUGCCAUUGCGAAUUGGAAUAAGAUAGUGGUUUGUAGAGUUUAUAUCGGGGACAGUUGCGACCUAACAAGUGAGCAAAUGCUGGAGAAGGCUUUGACAUGUCCCAAUCUUCAUGACUUGGGGAUCAGUUCAAAGUUAGGGAAGGCGCUAGCAGGGUGCGGGAGUGACUUGAUGAGCUCGAAACUUAGGUUGUUGGAUCUGUUUGGAUCUGGGAUUGAGGAUGAUCCAAUGGGGAUACUGGGAAAGCUUCCUUGCUUGAUCAGAUUGCGAUUAUAUUGGGAAUCAUUUGUUGGGGAGAAGAUGAGGUGUCCAGCGAACAGUUUUCUUCGCCUCAAGAGGCUAACAUUAAGAGGUUUACCAAAGUUGAGGGAGUGGAGAGUUGAGUUAGGAGCCAUGCCCCUUCUCUCUAAAGUAAAGAUCGCAGACUGUUCUUGUCUGGAGAUGAUUCCAGAGGGAUUGAGUGCCAUUUCUACCCUUCAGAAACUUGUAAUUAAACAUAUGCCGAAAUUGAGAAAAAGGGUAAUGCCUUCAGGACAUGAUUUCCACAAAAUCUGCCAUGUCUCUUCCAUUAUCUUCGAGGACUAGUCUUCACUCAGAUGCAGUGGUGUCGCUUGCUUUACAAAACAUCUGUGAUUUGCUAAAGGAAAAGGCAACGAUUUUAGCUGGUGUGCGCAAACAAGUGGAGGGGCUCGAGAGGCAGCUCAAAGAGAUGAAAUGUUUUCUCAAAGACGCUGACAAAAGACGUCAUGAAAGCAGUAUGUUCUUCAAUUGGAUCUUGGAGAUCACAGAUCUGGUCUACAGAUCCGAAUCCUUCAUUGAAAGAUAUGCCGCCAAUCAAGUUUAUUCAAGGAGAAGAGGCCUAAGACAGUUGGUCCGCAAAUAUUCCUGCAUCUUGACAGAGUACUACUCACUCCACCAAUUAGGCUCCGAGAUUUCACAAAUUACAUCAGAUCUCGAAAAGAUAAGCAAGGCUAUGCAAGCUAACGGCAUAACAAGGAGCAUACUCUUAAAUCCAAAUGGAGAGGGGCAAAGCUCAACUGGAAACAACAUUUCAAGGAAGACUUUUCCCAAUUUGGAGAUGGGAGAUUACUUCGUAGGCAUGGAGGAUGAGCUGAAGCUGCUUGUUCAUUAUCUAGGGAAAGAAACAAAGGAUUGGAUUAUUUCAGUGUGGGGAAUGGGUGGUUCAGGCAAGACCGCCAUUGCAAAGAAGCUCUACAGCGAGAAGACCGACUUUGAUCUCUCGGCGUGGGUUUGCAUUACUCAGCAAUGCAAUAGUCAAUUGAUUUGGGAGGAAGUUCUAAGGAAGCUAGAGAAUCGGAAGAAGAAUAAGAAGAAUAAGAAGAGUGUUUCAAUGAACGAUGAUAGACGAAUAAGGGAGGAAGUUCCAAGUCUGAAGGACUCAGAGUUGAUUGAGAGACUACAUGAGAUACAAAGUAAAAAGCGAUGUCUCAUUGUUUUGGAUGAUGUUUGGGAGCAUUGGGAUGAGUUGAAGCAGCCGUUCAUUGCCCAAGAUUCGCAGAGCAAAAUAUUGGUGACAACACGGGAACAAAAGGUUGCAGAGAAUGGAUUGGCAGUGAAACAUGGGCUUUUACCUAUGGAUGCUGCUUUGGAACUACUCAAAAACAAAGCAUUUCGGCAUGGAAACAUUCCAGACUUUGCACGGGAAGAAAGAUUUGAGGGAAUUGGGAAAGAAAUGGUGGAGAAAUGUGGGUAUUUGCCAUUGGCAAUUAGUCUACUUGGCGGGGUAUUGAGAAAGAAAAAUACGAUGGAUGAGUGGGAAUUAGUCAAUAAGGAUAUCAAAAAAGUCAUGUAUGGAGAUGAAAAGCAGAUUGAAGGAGUGCUAAAUUUAAGCUAUGAAAAUCUACCAUAUUAUUUGAAGCCUUGCUUUCUGUAUAUGGGUAUUUUCAACAAGGACGAAACAAUAGAUACAUGCGAGUUAUAUAAUAUGUGGAUAGCACAAGGCAUGAUUUCAUACGAGAAUAUUGGAGACAAGGAGGAGGACACUUUAAUGGACAUUGCUGAGCUGUACUUAACUGAGUUGGCCUCUAGUUCUCUAGUUGAAGUUACAAUUCAUUAUUCUUAUGAUGUCGCAUAUAGAACUGAAAAAUAUGAUAAAUGCAAACUUCAUGAUGUAGUUCGAGAACUAUGUUUGAAAAUGGGGAAAAGGGAGGAUUUUGGUUUGCUAAGCUUGGAGUAUCAAGGUGGGAAACUUAGUACUACCUUACUUCAGGAAUUGUCCUCGCAUAGGACAAUACGACAUUUGGUUAUCCGUUUCAGAAGUGAAGUCGAGCACGAGCUUACAGCCAUUUGUAAAGAAGAUGUUAGCAAGGGUAUAAGGUCUCUUCAAUUAAACAAUCUCAUAAGAUCAAAGGUGGUUGAGUUUCCCCCACGUAUGGUUGAUUUUCAGAAAUUCAAAUUGCUAAGAGAUCUAGUUAUAGUUGGAUUCAAAUUUGAAGGAGGGAAGUUACCGAGUGGAAUCACUAAACUUGUUCACCUUAGGCGUUUGUGUUUACAAGAUUGUGAACUUAAUAAGCUACCACCAUCCAUUAGGAAUUUGGUAUAUAUGGAUACCCUUGAUUUAGAAUGGUCAUGGAAUGUUCAAGUUCCAAGUGAUUUUAAGGAUAUGUUCCGAUUAAGACACUUGAAUUUGCCUUAUUAUGACGAUGAAAAAGUUGGAAAUCAUAGAUUGGAUGAGGGAUUAGAUGGGCUGGAGAGUCUAAAAUUCUUAGAUAGCAGAUAUCAUGAAUUUAAAUGUGUGGAUAGAAUGAUGAAUCUUCGACGUUGUGCAGCAAUAGUACACAAUAAAGAAAGCUUGUCAGAUAUCAUGAAUACCAUUAAGGACAUGAACAAGAUAGUGCAUUGUCUAGUUAUAAUUGAAAGCAAUUGCGACCUAACAAGUGAGCAAAUGCUGGAGAAGGCUUUGACAUGUCCCAAUCUUCAUGACUUGGGGAUCAGGUCAAAGUUAGGGAAUGCGCUAGCAGGGUUCGGGAGUGACUUGAUGAGCUCGAAAAUUAGGUGUUUGAAUCUGGAUGGAUCCGAGAUUGAGGAUGAUCCAAUGGGGAUACUUGGAAAGCUUCCUUGCUUGAUAAUAUUGCGAAUACAUCACGAAUCAUUUGUUGGGGAGGAGAUGAGGUGUCCAGCAAACAGUUUUCCUCGCCUCAAGAGACUAGUGUUAACAGGUUUACCAAAGUUGAGGGAGUUUAGAGUGGAGGCAGGAGCCAUGCCCCGUCUCUUUAAAUUAACAAUCGGAGAGUGUUCUUGUCUGGAGAUGCUUCCAGAGGGAUUGAGUGGCAUUUCUACCCUUCAAAAACUUGUAAUAAAACAAAUGCCAGAGUUGCGAAAAAGGGUAUCACCAUCAGGACAGAAUUUCCACAAAGUCCGCCAUGUCCCUUCAAUUCGUAUUAAGGACUAGUCUCCACACAGGUUGAGUAUUGAUUCUCUGGAAAAUAACUGACUAUCACAAAAGCCAAAAGGUAUGGUGCUCGAAGAAAACAUUUUAUCUUUCUCUAAAGGAUAGUAUAUUUGUGUUUGAAUUGAAAUUGGUGGUAUGUAAUAACUUAAUUAUUGAAUGUGAAGAAUUGUACUAUAAUUGUGUUUGGGUUGAGUUUGAUUUGUAUCGGAUUGUUUGAUUAAACUUUGUUUAAUGUUGAUCAUUUUACA